CCUUCUUUGGCUCUUCGGGCACCUCAAGAGAGGGCAGCACCAAGUCGCCUCUCUCCCCCCUCACCCAAAGCUCCCACCUUUCGCUUCCCCUCCUCCUCCUCCUCCGCCUUCCCAAUUCCCCAAUUCGGAGCGCCCGAGGAAUUCGGCGUCGAUCCGACGCGACCGAAUUCGCCCCGAUUCAGCUGCUGCUCUUGGUUCGUACGUCCUGCUGGCCGGCCUCUUUGUCUGUCUCAACUCGAUCCACGCCGUUGCGGCACGCUUCCUCCCUGCGGGGUUUGGCCUGUACUGAUCUGGCCUGGAAAUACUCCUACUCUAGUUUCGCGGAUUUUUGUGUUCGGUCCCAUUUCUCGGUUUUCCCAGUGGUUCGUGCUGAUCUCUGUCUCUGUGUACUAUCUUCUCCUGGCCCGAUUGUUGAUGGGAUUUGGCCUCUCACGAGUCGGCCAGGGAGAAUUUCCUGCUUGGCGAAGCUUCUGCUGAAUUUGCUAACCAUUUCCACGUUUUACUUGGGUCUAAGAAAGCUCCAGUUUUCUCCAACCAAUCGCUCUGAUCUCUUCUUGUCUAGAUCUAAUUUUUCUUUUUGGGUUUGGUGUCUUAGGUCUUCACCCAAUAGGUCAGAAAUUAUCAACCAUUUCCCGUUUCUCUGCUGAAUUUUCUCUUCAUUUCUUGCUCUUUCUACCCUCGGUUCUUCCUGAUCUGAUUGUUCAAGCUCGGGGUUUGUCUCAGUUUGCUUGAUUUGUUUAUCCGUGUGGAGUCAAAUGGCGCAGGAGAGCUGUGAUCUCAACAAGGACGAGGCCGAGAUCCUGAAGCCAUCCUCCUCCACACCUUCGCCUCCUUCCCCAACCACACCACCACCACCAACCGCUCAAAUACCAGAACCGCAACCUCCACAGUCGCCACCACAACCACCGGCAGCUCAAUUCUUGUCCAGGCCCUGUGAAGUUGUUCACAUAGAGACUUCCAAAAAGAGGAAACAUGCUGAUGCGGUGUCAAUGGCCAUGGCGGCUGCGCCAUUGUCGCCUGUGCUGUUUGUUAACCGUUGCAACGUGUGCCGCAAGAGAGUUGGUUUGACUGGGUUUCGUUGCCGGUGCGAGAAGCUCUUUUGUCCGCGCCACCGGCAUUCAGAAAGCCACGACUGCUCAUUUGAUUAUAAAACUGCAGGCCGGGAGGAGAUUGCCCGGGCAAACCCUCUGAUCAGGGCUGCCAAGAUCAUUAGGAUAUGAGGUUCAUCUAAGAAUUAUAUGAAAGACUAAAUCUUGGAGAUGCUGCAAGUGUAUCAUGCUGUCAUUCCAAGGAUGAUCCGAAAGCAUGACCACUGCCAAUUUGUGAAGACAUUCCCCAAACAACUAAGCUCUUAGUAGCAUACAAACCUACAUUGAGCAAGGGUUGGUUGUUGUGGGAGAAUGCUUCACUCUUGUUCUUCGUCCGGCUAUGGUUCACUCUAUAGCAUCUGAAGCUACCAUGAACACAGAUGAUAGAACCUAUAAUGUCCAGUUGUAAUUCUAUUGGAUCCAAAGAUUUGUUAUAUUGUAAUCUUUCUUUACUAUUGUUCAAAUUCUACUUAAUGCAAUUGUGUGUUACUGAAAGCUCGUGUGAUGUUUAGUGUGUCAGGUCGAUACUGAAGCUACUCAGUUCUCGUACGAUCUGUUGUAACAUUUCUUGUAGCAAAUAAUUUUUUCUCAAGGAAGCAAAAGAUCUUCCUCAUCUCAUUAAUUAAGUAAAA
Aegilops tauschii subsp. strangulata is the source of this 1720-nucleotide messenger RNA. Its product is annotated as zinc finger AN1 domain-containing stress-associated protein 15. Lineage: Eukaryota; Viridiplantae; Streptophyta; Magnoliopsida; Poales; Poaceae. Gene Ontology annotation, molecular function: ubiquitin-protein transferase activity; zinc ion binding. Gene Ontology annotation, biological process: protein ubiquitination. The record is from RefSeq and is a predicted model, not a curated record.